UCCCGCCGGUCCUCUUCCCUGGCUGUCGCCGGCGGAAGCAAGCGCAGAGGCGGCUGGCGUUCCUCACCAGUUCUGGAAGCUGCGUGCUGAGAAUCGCGCUGCAUGUCUGCCGUCCUGGCUCUGACUCACGUCCCCGGCUGCAGUCCUGCAAUCUGUUGAUAACUCUGCUGGCGAGCGGGGCGCACGGGCCCCGGGAAUGGAGACCUGCUCCCCUGCACGGCGAGCUCGCGGUGGCUCCCCGGCAACAGGCACCGUGCUGUUGCCCCUCCAGCUGUUUUUGCCAAAAUAGGUGGGUGCAGCCUCUCCACCCUCACCUGCCCCACCAGAGUCGCCCUGAGGCCCGUAGCCUGGGGCUUGACCCUGUGGCCGCUGUUUGGAACCUUGACCUUCUAGACGGCCAUGGAGGCUGGCGGGGAGAAAGGCGCGACAUAGCUGGCUCACGGGGACACCAUCUGCAUCCGGGCGCCCACCCUUCAGUAACUUCACGUGCUCAUGGAUUUGAAGAGUGUCCUCUCCCUGCCCCAGCACCCAGGGGAGUUCCUGCACCCCGUGGUGUACGCCUGCACGGCCGUCAUGCUGCUCUGCCUCCUCGCCUCCGUCAUCACCUACCUCAUGCACCAGAGCGCCAUCCGGAUCAGCCGCAAGGGCAGGCACACGCUCCUGAACUUCUGCCUGCACGCAGCCCUGACCUUCACCGUGUUCGCCGGGGGCAUCAACCGCACCAAGUACCCCAUCCUGUGCCAGGCGGUGGGCAUCGUGCUGCAUUACUGCACACUCUCCACCAUGCUGUGGAUCGCCGUGACCGCCAGGAACAUCUACAAGCAGGUGACCAAGAAGGCCCCACCCUGCCCAGGCCCAGACCAGCCACCGUACUCCCAGCAGCCCCUGCUCAGGUACCUCCCAUCCCCCAGGCUCCGGGAGUCCUGCACCUGAUGCUGGGAUCUAGGCAAAGUGGCUCACAAGGAAACAGAUACAGCAUACUGCUGGAUGGCCUGGGAGCCCAGCCUGGGCGCGUUCUACGGGCCGGCGGCCUUCAUCGCCCUGGUCACCUGCGUGUACUUCCUGGGCACCUACGUCCAGCUGCGGCGUCACCCGGAGCGCCGGUACGAGCUCAGGGAGCGGACGGACGAGCAGCAUCGGCUGACGGGGCUGGAGGCCGGCCACAGCCCCAGGGCCCCCCCAGGCGUGGCGCCCACCUGUGCCUCCCUGGCCGCCUCGCUGCUGCAGAACGAGCACUCGCUCAAGGCCCAGCUGCGGGCCACGGCCUUCACGCUCUUCCUGUUCACGGCCACGUGGACCUUCGGGGCCCUGGCCGUGUCACAGGACCACUUCCUGGACAUGGUCUUCAGCUGCCUGUACGGCGCCUUCUGCGUGACGCUGGGGCUCUUCGUGCUCAUCCACCACUGCGCCAAGCGGGACGACGUGUGGCACUGCUGGUGGUCGUGCUGCCCUUCCCGCCGGGACACCCAGGCCUCGAAGCUCAGUGCCCACCACACGCUCGACGCCAAUGGGGACGCACUGGGGCACGCCACCUGCCUGCAGGACUCGCCUUGUGUUGGCAAGCCACGGGGUUUUGGGCACCCGCCGGCCGGCCACUGCAAGAUGACCAACCUGCAGGCCUCCCAGAGCCACGUCAGCUGCCUGUCGCCGGCCACGCCCUGCUGCGCCAAGAUGCACUGUGAGCAGCUGAUGGAGGACAUGGCCCACGUCCACCUGCACGAGGAGGACGCGUUUGGGCACGACCUGCACCUGCACCGGUGCCUCCAGGGCAGAACUAAGCCUCGCUACUUCAGCCGGCACAGGGCGGCCGCGGCCGAGCAGGAGUACGCCUACCACAUCCCGUCCAGCCUGGACGGCAGCCCCCACAGCUCACGCACAGACAGCCCUGCCAGCUCGCUCGAGGGCCCGGCGGGGAUGCACACGCUGGCCUGCUGUGCCCAGGGCGACCCCUUCCCCUUGGUCAGCCAGCCCGAGAGUGGCAACAUCAGUCCCACACUCUACGGCUGCACCCCGCGGCCCGGCAGGGAGGUUGGCCGAGGCCCCGCCCACUUUGAGAUGCUCCAGAGGACACAGUCCCUGCCCUUUGGGGGCCCUGGCCAGAACGGGUUGCUCAAGGGCGACGUGUGCGAAGCCGUGCCUUACGGUGCCGACAGCACAGGCAACAUCCGAACGGGGCCCUGGAAGAAUGAGACGACUGUGUAGCCGCCGUGCCACCCACCCCAGGCGAGCGUCAGAGCAGAGAGGGACCCUCUCCCACGUGAGGUCGGCAGG
Molecule: messenger RNA, 2271 nt
Organism: Myotis lucifugus (little brown bat)
Lineage: Eukaryota; Metazoa; Chordata; Mammalia; Chiroptera; Vespertilionidae
Gene: ADGRA1
Product: adhesion G protein-coupled receptor A1
Exons: 7
Biological process (GO): cell surface receptor signaling pathway; G protein-coupled receptor signaling pathway
Cellular component (GO): postsynaptic density; plasma membrane; glutamatergic synapse
Molecular function (GO): G protein-coupled receptor activity
Source: RefSeq, a predicted model, not a curated record